UCUGGCAGCGGAUCGGCGAAGGAGAGAGAGCAAGGCUGGGGCUGCUCCCGGACCUACCGAGGAGGACCAGCCAGCCUGCCAGCCUCCCCACCUCUCCCCACAAGCCCACCAUACCUUCACAGCUAUACCCCCCUUCACCUCCAAUCCAUCCACCUCCCCCCCUGGACCCUCCCUUUAAAUCCCUAUUUAUUUAUAGGUGUUGGGAGGGGGGGUUCCCUGCAGAACACAAGAGGGGGGAGGGUGCACCAGGCGUGCAGCAGGAUUUUACCUUCAUGAUUAUGGGCGACAAGAAGAGCCCGACCAGGCCAAAACGGCAAGCUAAGCCUGCAGUGGACGAGGGAUAUUGGGAUUGUAGCGUGUGCACUUUUAGGAACAGUGCCGAAGCCUUUAAAUGCAGUAUAUGCGAUGUCCGGAAGGGAACGUCCACCAGGAAGCCAAGAAUAAACUCCCAAUUGGUGGCGCAGCAAGUUGCCCAGCAGUAUGCCACCCCGCCACCUCCAAAGAAGGAGAAAAAAGAGAAAAUUGAAAAACCCGAAAAGGAGAAAUCGGACAGAGAAAAACUAGAAAAGGAAAAGCCGGAAAAGGAGAAACUGGACCGAGAGAAACUGGACAGGGAUAAGCUGGACAGAGAAAUAAUGGAAAAGCUGGACAGAGAAAAAAUGGAAAAGCUGGACAGAGAAAAAAUGGAAAAGCUGGACAGAGAAAAAAUGGAAAAGCUGGACAGAGAAAAAAUGGAAAAGCUAGACAGAGAAAAAAUGGAAAAGCUAGACAGAGAAAAAAUGGAAAAGCUAGACAGAGAAAAAAUGGAAAAGCUAGACAGGGAAAAAAUUGAAAAGCUAGACAGAGAGAGAUUAGAUCGUGAGAAGAUAGACAGGGAAAAAAUGGACCGGGAGAAACUGGAGCGUGAAAGGCUAGACCGUGAGAAGUUAGAAAAGCAAAAGAUGGACAGAGAAAAAACAGAGAAGGAGAAGACUGAUAAAGAGAAACCUCAAAAAGAACAGAAAGUCGAAAGGGAGAAGCAUGAAAAGGAAAAGCCGGAGAGGGAGAUUACUCCAAGUGUGGUCAAAAAGACAACUUACAAAAAGACACGACCAAAGCCGGAUAUACACAGAAACCCUGAAAAUGAAAUGAACAGUAUUCAGUCCGCAAAUGCAACAAAGAUCAGUAACUUUAACCACACUUCAAGGCCCAGGCUGAAGAACGUGGACAGAAGUACUGCACAGCAGCUCGCAGUAACGGUGGGCAAUGUGACCGUAAUUAUCACAGACUUUAAAGAAAAGACUCGUUCUUCCUCCACCUCGUCCUCCACAGUCACCUCCAGUGCGGGCUCGGAACAGCAGAACCAGAGCGGCUCUGGCUCAGAAUUCACAGACAAGGGUUCCUCCCGUUCCUCAACCCCCAAGGGCGAUAUGUCCGUUGUGAACGACGAGUCUUUCUGAAAGAAACACAAAACAUUGCACAUACAUUGGGCAGAAGAGACUCUGAAUCGCGGUCAGGAAUUCCCAGUCACCCGCCUGCCCCGUCUUUCUAUUCCUGGAUUAUUAUUAUUUUUUUUUUAUUUUUUUUGUUCAGACUGAAUUUGGUUUGUUCCUUUCCUGGACCCUAAUGAGUGCUCCUCCCAAGACCACUUCUGCUCAUCUUGGGAACCUGGCAACCAUCAUACCGUCAAGAAUUGACCCUUAACAAUUGUGUAUUCCAUUAUUUUAUAGCAUUUCCCGAGCAAUCAUUUGGUAAUUGGAUGUGCACCUAAAUCUACUUUUUAUACAGAUCUACUGGUUUUCUUUUUUCCUUUUUUAAUUUCUUUUUGUUUAUUUUUGGAUUUAUUUAUUGCAUUGUCAACUCCUUUAUUUGCCGAGUCCUAUUUUUUCCCAUGUUUUGCCCACCUCCAGCUCCUUUCCUGUAACACAGCAUAUUAUCAAUUUUUGUACAUCUAUAUAUAUAUAUAAAAUAUAUAAAUAUAUAUAUAAAUAAAUGGUUAUUUAAAACCGAUACAUAGAAAAACACUGGUGCUUGAUACACUGUGAAGUUAAAUUUUGAACACGGGCCCGAAAACUAGAUCAUUGUCGUGUUUUGGUGCCAGGAAUUUGUGUUGGUCAGUAUAGGAUUGAGGGUGUAAGAAGAUGGCGACAAUAAAAAGUGUGAACCUUCCGCUUUGUUCCAGCCUCUAUACCAACUUGUGUUUCCCAUAAUUGUCCACUUAGGGCAUUGGCGAACUAUUACUGUUUAUGGCUUUGUGAAAAUAGUAGAAGGAUGGUUUGUAAUAGUCACAAAUAUGUAUGUGAAAAGUUUAUAAAGCAACGCAAGAUGGUGGUCUUUUCAGUCGAUGUACAUUUGUACUGUGAUUGAGUCAGCCUAGGCUUCCAUAGGAAUGACAACCCUUGUACACACCAUUUGGUGGCAUGAGCAUCUAUUGGGGUUGUAGUGGGAUUGCCAGUUUUCCACUUCUGUACCUUUUUUAUAGAGUCAUGCAAUAUGUUUCAGAAACUCUGAGUAUGAUGGGGCCCAUGCAAAUUUUUAACGUGGUUAGAAAUAUACCUUUGGGCUUGGCAAUAGCAAGAGCACGUCCCAAGAGUGUCCAGAACCUGCGUUGGUGCAAUAUCAAUGAGACAGUUGCCCUUGAUUGUUGUUUUCCCAUUAUAUUUCUUCUGGGCCAGAUGAAUAAAUGGGUAAUCCAUCCAGGAACCUGGGCCCAGGACAACAUGGUCAACGACCCCUGGGUCUAAUUUGGGUCAGAACAAUUCUUCCAAUGUAUACCAGACCCUAUUGUUGCAUUGCAUUGGGAGAUGCCUAGUGGUGGUACAAUCUUUUUGUAGCUUGACGCUUGGACCUGUCAUCUGUUGCUUGAUCCGGUAUUUACCCUGCUGAUUUGUUGAGGCACAACCCAUCAUACAGUCAUGAAACCAAUCUUAGAAAGAUAAGAUACCAGUGAGUGUAUGAUGGUUUGCCAUCUCACAACAGUUGGUUAAACCACGUUGUCCCCUGUGGACUGGCCAGAUUGGCCGUACUGGAAAUUCUCUGUACAAUAUAACCAACCUUUUGAUUCUAGUUCUGUUGUCAUGAUAGGUGAUGGCUCCUGAAGACGUACCAAAACUUUAUAUGUAUUUGUGACUAUUACAUGAUGCCUUGAAAUUGGUUCCUCUUGCGUUUAUUUAGCGGCCACUUCAUUUGAAAGUGCCAGUAACCCAAUUUAUUCCCGUGUCUGUUGGUAGAUAUGUGACUUUGCAAGGACUAAUUAUAUAGCCGUAUCAAGCCACUAUAGAACACGAGUUUAACAGAAACCUCAAUUCUCAAUUUUAAAUAAAGGUCACUAGAAGAUUAGAUGUAGACUGGUUUGUUGGUUGUCAUGGACAACGGUGCACUUAUGAACCUGGUAACGUAAUUAAAAUCCUACAUCUGGCUAUUAGUUGAAAAGACGUAACUACUUGGACGAAGACCUUACAUCAAUUACUUUAAUAGGCUGUUACCUAAAUUAUUGCAUAUGCAAUGUCUUGGAUUCAACCCAUCACCUACACAGAAUGGAGGGAGUCAUUUUGAGGACACAUUAUUUGGUUUAUAAGGCCUCAAGAUACUUUACUGUGUGUAGAUGACUGGUCCAAUAAAAGUCAUAUUUCAAACUCUUGGCAAAUUCCAAAAUUGGACAAAGAAAAGGCUUCUUGUAACAUUCCAAAAGUAUGUACCAUGUUCAUCAUGCUUGUAAGAAGUCUUAUGUGAAGAUGUUUCCAAAGUGUAGUUUUGUCAGUGGGGAGACCACUCUUGGGUUAGGUUCUAGAGAGGCUUGCUCUGAGAAUGGAAUUCAUUUAGUCACAUUUGACUUAUUGCAUCCACAAAAUGGGUGCCACGGUGGUUUUCAUUGUAGAGUAACAUCUUCUACAGCUUGGCCAUCACAGAAAUGUUUGUGCCCCAGAAUACACUGUCAGUAGAAUUCUACUGUACAUUUUAAAUGCUACGGAAGUUGGGACCCAUACGUUUUACUAGGAAUCCUGCUUCCGUCAUUAUGGGCAGUUGUAGACUUACUGACAAAGAUUAAAAUAUAUGAGACUUCAUAGGAACAAUUUUUAACCAAUGUAACCUUGGUUUCUGAAAGCCACAUCCUCAUUGUCCUCUAAGAUUUCUAGUCUUAAUUGCACUGGACCUUUCUCAGUCUUUGCAUAAAAAAACUGUUCUGAAAGAUUUCCUUAUCUUUCAGCAUGGGCUUAUGAUUUUUUUUAUUUUUUUUUACUAGUACUGCUAAGUUUCCUCUAUUUCCUUAAGCUCAAUAUCCAACCUAUGACCUUCCAGAAGUCAUAGUUGUCCUGACGCUUGUCGUGACCAUUUUCUUAAGUUGUAUGGAUGGGUUUGUCAUCAAGAGCUUGUCUGCUUCUUGGGGAGAUAAAGAACACAGCUCUAUGUUGGUAGAGCCAUAAAUGGCUGCCCAUUGUGGAUCUCUGGUUAAGAGUUGGAGUUCUGUAGGAGUUGGAGAGUCAUGGGUUGUAGUCCACUGAUCUUGAAAGUUCCAGGAUUUUUUUUUUGAUCAAGUAAUGAAUUAACAUUCCCAGCCUUAAAAUGGUGAGCUGAGGUGGGCUGGUGGAUAGGUCUAAUUUUACCUUCUUUUUUAUUUUUAUUUUUUCAGUUUGCUUAUGCUUUGGGUUUAGGCACCUUUUUAAAAUUAUAUUUUUGUGAAUUUUACAAAAUGCCUUUUCUGGGUAAGACUUGUGUUUUAUGAUUUACAGCCUUUACUUUUUGUUUGUAUCGCAAGGUAAAACAUAACUUAGAUAUUUUAUGGAUGUGACUUGCGCUGUGGUAAAAGUCUGAAUUCUUGGAGUUACAUAUUAAACCUAUGCGUGUUUCUCUACCAUAAAUUUUAUUUCUGCUCCAUGUCAAAAGUCAUUAUGGUUUUUAAUGAAACCGUACACCCUGGUUUAGGACAAUCUGCACGUGUGUGCGCGCACGCUGCUAACCCAUUGUAUCCGUGUCAACCUUGUUGUGAUGUAUUGGCAAAUUCAAUUGUCAAGUUUCUUUCUUGUAAUGGAUAUAUUGACAUUUGAUAACAUGUGGCCUCAAGAGAAUUUGCUUCUGAAUUUCCUAUACCCAACUGGUUGUUCAUCCUAAGAUGACUAUAAUUUAUUGGCUUGUGUGAUGUUCUGGCAACUUUUUUUCCUCUUAGAGUGGAUAAAGAUGAAUUGUACAAGUUUACCUGUGUUGGUUAAACAUGCUACUCAAUACAUAAAUUACGUAUACUUUAUAGUACCUCUGUCUUAAGGUACUGAUAUGAACACCUGUUUGGCCAUUACUCCAAAUUCCCCCGUGCACAAGUAGUGAAAUCCAACAUACAUUAUACUUUUACCAGACAUCUGCCACCUGGAAAGAGUCGAAUACACAUUAGAUAGUUAACUGGUCCAGCCAAAAUCUGUGGAUUCAUCCAUCUUUCAUCUAAUGUGCAUGGGCAUCUACAGUGUCCCAGUCUCUUCACAAUCAAUUAAAGUUAAUUUAUUGAGAAUCAUAUGACCAGUUCAAGUAGUAGCCUAUAUUUUCAUAUUAAUUUGAUAGCGUGGAGUCACUCAUCUACACUUUGGGUCUUUGAGUCCAAGUGGACCACUAAUCUACAAGCAAGAGGGUUGUUUUGGGGUUAAGGAGUCCUGUUGUUGGCCACUAGAAAAGUGAAAAGGACCCAGCAAACUCUUAGACUAGGAAUAUACCGGUAGUUAUCUUUGGCCUCAAAGAAUUGUCCUCAAGAGUAGAAGGAUUUGGAUGGACAUUCAAUUUAACAACCAACAUUUUUGUCCAAAUUGGACAUUAAUGAGCUUAAGCCAAGGUUACACGUUGUGUCCACGUUCUUCUUUGGUUUGGAUACACCUAUGGCUACGUUAGUGGCUCCAGCUGUUGAUCCAAACUUCUAGAAGGAACCUAGACGUUGUAGUGAUGUGCACAAGCCAAAGAAUGUGUGAUCUGUUGGUGGAAUUUGCCCUAAAGGGGGUGUGCCAACCUGUAGAUAUUGAUGACCUUUCCGCUGGAUAUAAGAGCAUGUGGGUCCACCACCCGGCAACCCCACUGAUCAGUUGUUUUUGACAGCUGCUAGCACUUAAAACAAAACAGUAGAUGGAGCCAGAAGCAGAAGUCUUGGUCCACUGUGUAGUGGUGUACUGCAGCUCGGCAUGACCCCUACACAGUGGACAGUUUCUGCUUCUGGCUCAAUCCACUGUUUUCUUUCCAAUGCCUACAAAAAAACUGCUGAUCGGCAGAGGUGGCACGUUUUCAUACCCACAACGAUCUGAUAUUGACGAGUUAUGCAGAGGAAAGGUCACCAAUAUCUACAGACUGUAAACCCUUUUAAUAAAGGUGUCCUACAUAACUAACCUGCAGUGUAUGUAACGACUUGUACAGCUGAAUAACCGGUUUAUAUUCUAAAUUGUUUCUUGUGCUGUAUAUUCUGUAAAUGUAGAACAUGAAAUCUGUUUCCUCAAAAGGAACUCUUUAAAAAAAAAAAAAAUCUAAAACAUUUUGAGAAUUUUCUUCUUCCUUCCCCGGGUUGGUAUUCAUUUACAGCUGGUAACAGAACCUUGUAAUUGUGGGUCAAUAUGGCCCUAGGAAGGUCCGCUGGCACAGGGCUAUACCACAGAGCACAGUGUUUCAUUAUUAUUUUUUUUCUUCAAAUAUCACACAAAAUAGCUAUCUUUGUGCAAGUUAAAGCAUCACAUUAUAAAAUGGUAAAGCCUUCAAAAAUCUUUUUUCUUUUUCCAUCAGAACACUUGGUUUGGUCCAAAAAUGUCUUUAAAGUUUUCCCGUCGCCUUUGUUCUCCGCAUUUAGAGCCACUUCAAUUUUCAUAACCGCAUUUCCCCUAAUAUUAUAAUACGUACGGGGUUUGCUUCCACAGUAUGGUCUAUUAAAGGUCUACUGCAAGCAGAAAUGAUAGGGUUAAGCCUAGUGCAGGUUCUGCAGGGGCGGGACUUGCUGAAAAUGUUUUCAAUGCUUGCACCAUGUUCUGCCCAUGCAGGCCCUGCAGUAGGCAUAACAUAGUAUAUCAGUUCUGCCUGGAGUGUUCCUCUAAAAUAACCCCAAGAUGGAGGUCCUAAUACUAGUCUGUCCGUUCACUAAGAAUUUGGCCAGUGAACCAAGUUCGUAGUGAGUCGAUAGACCGUAGUAUCAUGCUCGCUUCGGCUAUGGGUGCACUUUAAAUAAUUGACCCCGCUGUGUGUGUUAUCACCUGCCUUACUAUUUUGUUUCUUUGUCUUUAAGCUUAUUGUAUCUUAAAUUAUUGAAAAUUUUAAUAAUUGCUGACUAUAUAAUAAACUUUUUUUCUUUUUUCUUUUGUGUGUGUAUGUAACCAAACAUGGUUUCAGAGCCAACAUUUAGAUAGACAUUGAAACGUAGAGGUUUUCAAUGCACAAUCAAUUUUGUUGUUAUGUACGACUUGUAACCUUUAUUUACUGUGUAAAGCUGGUUACAUUCUGUCUUUAUUACAUUUUUUGGGGUAUUUUUUUUUUUUCCGCCAAGUCCUAUAGAAUGCUUGUUUAUGUCAGACAUGAUCUUUGUAAACCUUUUGGCUUGUAUUCUGCUUUUGACAGUUCCUACUGUACAGUCUUUGAAGCAUCUAGGAUUUCUUUUUCAGCCUUCUUAAUUUUUUUUUAUUUUUUUGUUUUAUUUUACGGUAUUUUUUUUUUUAUAUUCAUGCUUAAAAGUGUCAGUUGGUGGUUUUUUGUGAAAUGGUCAAAUUCACAGGUCUUUAAAUGUUUUCAGAAAAAAAGAUUUUUAUUAAACACUGCUUUUUGUCUAGCAAAAUAAAAAGAUGUUAAUAUAUUACUGUUGCUAGCAUGUGCACGGCCGUCCUAGAAGCCUCUUUAUCUUUUUUCGUUUUCUUUUUUUUUUCUUUUGUUUUCCCGCUUUAAUUAGAAAUGUCUAUUUAUGAAUCUCUUGCUUGUAGUUUUUUUUUUCACAAAUAAAAUAGUAAAAAUUUAA
This is a messenger RNA of Bufo gargarizans (Asiatic toad), 7933 nucleotides long. RefSeq names its product RING1 and YY1 binding protein (gene RYBP). Gene Ontology annotation, molecular function: DNA binding; transcription coregulator activity. Gene Ontology annotation, biological process: positive regulation of DNA-templated transcription. Gene Ontology annotation, cellular component: nucleus. NCBI's taxonomy places the organism in Eukaryota, Metazoa, Chordata, Amphibia, Anura, Bufonidae. The record is from RefSeq and is a predicted model, not a curated record.